GAACCGUCAGAUUUCAGCUUCCUCCGAGGGGCACUUUUGUCUUUCCAUUCGUAACAAUGGGAAUUGGGAAAUAAUGAGUCCCACAAAAGGACCCACCCAAAAAGCAGAAACUAAUUUUUCACUUUCACUCGACGUGCGUUCCAGCGCGUGGGAACCUUCUUCUACGACACCUGACAAGACUUAACUCGACCCCACCUAACAUCUUUCAAAUUUUCCGGGUUGGGCCCAGAGCGGGACCCGCAGCGCGGAAACAGUGAGACCCACCCAGAUCUCACUCUCGCAAUAAAAAGGGCCCUUUCUCUCAUAUACUUGUGGGGUCGCAUAGAAUCCAAUCCCUCUCUCUCUCUCUCUCUCCCCAAAAACCAAACCCUAAAAUUUCUCCGGCGGACCCCAAUCGCCACCGCCAUGGGCUCCGAGAUGGCCCUCCAAGACUACCUGUCCCCGGACCCACCACACCACCAGCAGCAGCAGCAACUUCCCUCACUCAAGCGUGAGGACCCGACCCAAAACGUCGCCGUCCCGGCGGCGGUGCUCACCUCCACCACCACCGUGACGACUGCUAAAGACUCGGCCAGGACGACUCAGCAGCUCAGCCGCACUCGGAAGUCGACCAACACCAAGGACCGCCACACCAAGGUCAACGGCCGCGGCCGCCGUGUCCGAAUGCCCGCCAUGUGCGCCGCCAGAAUCUUCCAGCUGACCCGCGAGCUUGGCCACCGCUCCGACGGCGAGACCAUCGAGUGGCUCCUCCGCCACGCCGAGCCCUCCAUCAUCGCCGCCACCGGCACCGGCACCCACCCGGCGCAGCUCUGCACCUCCACCCCCGCCAUCUCCGCCUCAAUGCCCUCCCUCCACUGCCGCCCCACCAUCAGCACCGUCAACACCACCGGCGCCGCCGGUCAGCUCAUGUACCACCUCCAGCAGCACCCUGUUUCCCAGUCCCACCACCACCACCAGCAGCUGAGCUGCCGGCUCGACUUGUGCCAGCCGCUGCCCGGUUUGGACUACUCGGCGGUGGCCGGGAACAACAACGGCGGGUACCAGAACAGCCACGGGUACAACCACCAUGGAUUCACGGCGCUGCUGUUGCAGUCUGGAGUCGGGGACGGGGGAGACGCCGCCUCCGGAGAAGGCUCUCAGGGACUCGACUAGUCUAGUCUAGUCGAACUGAGAGUCUGUAUAUCACAAGGAUAUAGCAAAUAAUAGAGAGGUAGAGGUGUAAUGGAGAGGAGGUUAGAGGGCUGUGUUCUAUUCUGUUGAGCUGGGUUUCGAAUGUGGGUUGUGUUGCUGUUCAUUGUUCAAUGUUUGUGUGAAGUAGGAAGUGAACUAUAUGUAAUGUAAGGGGAUCAAAUCCAGAUGGAAGUGAAAUGAAAAUGAAUGGCUUUGAUCU
Messenger RNA from Rosa rugosa (rugosa rose), 1390 nucleotides. RefSeq names its product transcription factor TCP11. The coding region runs from base 406 to 1152 and encodes 248 amino acids. The record is from RefSeq and is a predicted model, not a curated record. NCBI's taxonomy places the organism in Eukaryota, Viridiplantae, Streptophyta, Magnoliopsida, Rosales, Rosaceae. Gene Ontology annotation, molecular function: sequence-specific DNA binding; DNA-binding transcription factor activity. The transcript has a single exon. Gene Ontology annotation, cellular component: nucleus.